AUGGAGUUUGACGUGUCCGAGAACGACUCGUUCUUUCCGAAAGUCUUACCGGUAUCGCUUCUCGGCCUUUUGGCUAAGAUCAAAGUGAAGACGUCUCUACGAGAUGGGGCGCUGAGACCCAGUGACCUUCUGGCCCAGUUCAAACAGGCCGGACCUCAAACCAGGAGGCACAUCAGAGCUGCUGAGUUGCUGGACACCACAGUGGAGCUGCUCAGAGAGAUGGUCUACACCAGCACCAUGGCCGAGGCCAACUCAACUGCUGACCUGUUAAGUGAAAAGGACAUGGAGGUUUUGCUGCAGGCUACAGGAUGUUCCUCUGAGUUACUGAGACCCCUCUGUAGGACUGACUGUCUCUCUGAACGAUACCGCUCCUUCACUGGGGAGUGCAAUAACAGACAGCACCCUAAAUGGGGUGCAGCCAACACCGCAUACUCCCGGUGGCUCCACCCAGAGUACGAGGACUUCAGAGGGGCCCCCCGAGGCUGGGACCCAGAACACACCUACAACAACUUCACCUUGCCCCCAGUGCGCCUGGUGUCCCAGGAGGUUCUGCUCACCCAGAAUGAUGACAUCUCCCUGGACACGUCUCUGUCCCACCUGCUGGUGGAAUGGGGCCAGUGGAUCGACCACGACCUUGCUCUGACCCCACAGAGCCCCAGCACGUCCGCCUUCAGGACCGGGGUGGACUGCACGCGCACCUGCAGCCGAGACACACCGUGCUUCCCCAUACAGAUUCCGCUGUCUGACCCCCGCACCGGUAUCCAGAGCUGUAUGCCGUUCUUCCGUUCCGCACCCAGCUGUGUGGGCGGGGCCUUGGCCGGGACCCCUCCUCACCAUCACCGGGAGCAACUGAACGCCAUCACCUCAUUUGUGGAUGCCAGUAUGGUUUAUGGUAGCUCCUCCUCCCUGGCCGCAGCACUGAGGGACAGCUCCUCUCGUCUGGGCCGACUGGCCCUCAAUGACCAAGCCUCAGACCAGGGCCUCGCCUACAUGCCCUACCUGCCUCGGCUGCAGGGACACCUGGAUCCCUGUGGGCCUCGUAGGGGCUCUGUAGACAACUUUACUAGAGAACAGGACAAUAUUACAUCCUGUUUCCAAGCAGGUGAUUCACGGGCCAAUGAGCACCUAGGGAUGAUAGCCCUCCACACGCUGUUUCUGAGGGAACACAACAGACUGGUGGAACAGCUGCACCUCCUCAACCCCCACUGGGGCCCAGACACCCUGUACCAGGAGGCCAGGAAGAUCAUUGGGGCCAUACACCAGAUCCUGACGUGGGAGCACUACUUGCCCAGGGUCCUGGGUGAGACAGCUACCUCUCAGCUGAUGCCUACUUUCAGGGGUUACGACCCCGAGACUGACCCCAGCAUUUCCAACGUCUUCUCGGCCGCCGCCUUCCGCUUCGCCCAUGUCACCGUGCAGCCAGUCGUAGCCCGCCUGGGCUCUGGGUACAGCCUCUCCCCGGAGCACCCGUCUCUCCCACUGCAUCACUCCCUCUUCGCCUCCUGGAGGGUGGUACAGGAGGGGGGUAUAGACCCGAUCCUGCGUGGGCUUCUUCUCUCCCCGGCUAAGCUGCAGCUGCCGGGUCAGAUGAUGGUUGAGGAGCUGACGGAGAGGCUGUUCCAGGCCCAGGGAGGCCUACCUCUAGACCUGGCAGCUCUCAACCUGCAGAGGGGCCGAGACCACGGCCUGCCAGGUUACAGCUCCUGGCGUGCCCUUUGUGGCCUCUCCGUUCCCAACACGACCUCCGACCUGGCAGACAUCCUGGGCAGCCCCGGUCUAGCGGAGAAGUUCCGGUCGUUGUACGGGACGCCCCAGAACAUUGACGUGUGGGUCGGGGCCAUCUCAGAGCCUCCUCUGGCUGGGGGCCGUGUGGGGCCCCUCCUGGCCUGCCUGCUGGCCCGACAGUUCAGAGCCCUAAGAGACGGAGACAGGUUCUGGUGGGAGAGGGAGGGUGUGUUCACCGGGGCCCAGAGAGCAGCCCUCCACGCCGUGUCUCUGUCCCGCAUCAUCUGUGACAACACCCGCAUCGCACACGUCCCCUCCGACCCCUUCAGGCAUACGGUCAGCCCGGACGACAUGCUCGCCUGCAACCACGCCCUCAUCCCUCACCUCAACCUCUCUGCAUGGAAGGAGCCUGACACAGAUCCCAAGUGUGGUUUAGUCCCCAGGCUAGAAUCUGGCUUCUCAAUGCUCUGUGACUCCACCAUCUACUACCAGUGUGCUCCAGGCUAUCAGCUGAUUGGUCCUUCUUUGGUGACCUGUGACCCCAACAGUCAGCUGUGGAAUGCAGCACCCCCAACGUGCCAUGAUGUUGAUGAGUGUGCCGACCAGCCAACCCUGUGCCCCGAAAACAAAGAUUGCCUUAACACCCCCGGGUCAUACAUGUGCAAAGAGCCGGACCAAUCCUCGCUGUCAGCAGUCUCUGUGGUCUCUGCAGUGAUAGCUGUGGUUGGGGGCGUGGCCGUCAUCUUCAUGAUAUUGACCUGCUACAGAAGGUACAGGCACUUUCCCAAGGCAGAACCAACAAGCGGUGGUUGCUGUAAGAGGGAGAAAUAGUCAAGCGACAUCUCUGGAAACGUGGUCUUCACGCAUUUCAUUACGCUUCAGUAUUUUUAUGGUUGUUUAUAAAAUGUUACAUCCUAACAGUAUACAGCUGAAUGCAUUGACAUUAUAUCUAACUAGAAGUUAUUUGUUAGAAAUUAAUCUGAAAUGGCUGAAUUCUGAGAGCAAUAAAGUUAUGUUGUAAUGUGAAGAUGUUAUGUUGGGCCACAGAUAAUUAUACUGUAUAAACUUCAGUCAGAUUACACUCAAAAGCCUGAUCUU
Esox lucius (northern pike) is the source of this 2823-nucleotide messenger RNA. It is a transcript of the gene epx, whose product is annotated as eosinophil peroxidase. The record is from RefSeq and is a predicted model, not a curated record. Gene Ontology annotation, molecular function: heme binding; peroxidase activity; calcium ion binding. The transcript has 15 exons. Bases 1 to 2556 code for a protein of 851 amino acids. NCBI's taxonomy places the organism in Eukaryota, Metazoa, Chordata, Actinopteri, Esociformes, Esocidae. Gene Ontology annotation, biological process: response to oxidative stress.